UCACAUGCCGUAACUUUAUCCACCAUAAAUGACAAAUCUCUAAAUUGAGGUUAGGUGAAAUUGUCAAUUUGAAAACUUUCUUUAGUGAGCAGUUGAUUAUUAUUAAAAAUGUUGAGGAACAUUCUUAAAACAUACAGUGUUCGAGUUUAUUUACGGCUACGCCAAUUUUCAAGUGUGCAAGACAAACCUGUUGAAAUUGCUAUUUCAACAAAAUCUGAUUAUGAUUUAUUGGAUACUCGAACUGUUCCAAACGAUGAUACCAUCAACUCUAAAGAACUAGAACCAGAAUCUUCAGUCUUAGAGCCGUGUAAAGAGGACAUCUCAUAUGUGGCUCCUUAUUUAAGACCAAGCUUCAAUUUUGCUGCAUAUGUUAAUAAAUCAGAAACGUUACAAAAAUUGGUACAACUAGGUGUUGAGCUCUAUAAAUUAGAGAAAAAGCCUGAAGUCCCUCCGUACCUUUUGCAAUUAGAUUUUGAAAAGGAUAUUAAAAGACAUAUAAUUUUUUUGACUGAUUUGGGGCUACAGACUGAAGAUUUAGGGUGGAUGAUCACAAAGAACCCGUUCAUUUUUAAAGAAGAUUUAGACAAUUUGGAAGUGAGGAUUAAUUAUCUCAAGUUUAAGAAAUUUGACAAAGAUAUGAUUUUAAGGAUUGUUCAGGAUAAUCCCCACUGGCUCAGUUUCAGUACGCAAGAAAUUGACAAGAAGUUGGGAUUUUUUCAAAAAAGUUUUAGAUUAACUGGAAAUGAAGUUAGGAGUCUUACUGUGAAAAAACCAAGAUUAAUAACAUAUGAUACCAACCAUAUUAAAGUCAUUACCUUUGUUAUUAAAGAGGAAAUGGGUUUUACUUCUGAAGAAACUAAACAAAUUUUACUACAAAGGCCAAAAAUUUUCAUGAAGAGCCAAAACGCAAUAUUGAAAACAUUUGAAUACAUACACAAAGAAAUGAAUAUUCCUUUAGAAACAAUCGCCAAAAUGCCCCAAAUUCUAACUUGCAGAGAGUUUAGGAUAAAACAGAGACACCUGUUUCUGAAAAAGCUAGGCAAACUUCAAUUUGAUCCCAAACAACCCAAUUAUAUUUCUUUAAUUUCACUGGUUUCACAGUCAGAUGCACAUUUCGCUACAGAAGUCGCAGGAUCUUCAAUCAACGCGUUUAACGAAUUUCUCAAAUCAUUGUAAAAAUUGUAAAUAAAAAAUGUUUGUA
Messenger RNA from Tribolium madens (black flour beetle), 1201 nucleotides. It is a transcript of the gene mTerf3, whose product is annotated as transcription termination factor 3, mitochondrial. Gene Ontology annotation, cellular component: mitochondrion. The coding region runs from base 109 to 1176 and encodes 355 amino acids. Gene Ontology annotation, molecular function: double-stranded DNA binding. The transcript is spliced from 3 exons. NCBI's taxonomy places the organism in Eukaryota, Metazoa, Arthropoda, Insecta, Coleoptera, Tenebrionidae. Gene Ontology annotation, biological process: mitochondrial ribosome assembly; regulation of DNA-templated transcription. The record is from RefSeq and is a predicted model, not a curated record.